UUUCAGUAUCAAUACACUCUAAAAGAGGCAGGAUGAGGUCAGUGAAACAUGGAAGACGAAGAACUCGCCGACGCAUUAAUUACAGUAAAAGUUUGGUUGCUGCUAAAAAGAAAGCAGUGAAAAGACGAAAAGCUAUGGAUGGCAUAACGUGUAAACAGAUGCGGAUAGCUUGGGAUAAGAAUGCAACAAUCAAGCAGAAUAUGAAAGCAAUGGGACUUGCUUAUGACUCAAACAAAUUGUUUCCUUUACGUCCAGGCAUUAACAAGCACUGUGAAGAAAUGGAAGUUGACGAACCAAAACUGUACGGUUCGGUUAAAUCCCAGAUGCCAAAAACCAAAUCAAUCAGCGAUGAAGAGAAAAUCGUAAAAGUGAUUGCCGCUUUGGAAAAGGAGGUUGAGGAGGAAGAAGCAAGACAGAAAAAAGGACGCACAUAUCGCUUACUUGCUCGAGAUAUUGAAUUUUGUGUUUACAUGAUCGAGAGGCAUGGCGAUCAUUAUGAGGCAAGGAACCUUCCGAUUGAUACUUCCGUUCUGUUCGAUUAAAACUUCAAAAAUGAGCCACGAUGCAAGGAAUAUUUAUCAGGAUACACCGAAACAAAUACAGCGAAAAAUUCGUAUCUUCAAGCAAAGUCCAGAAUAUUCAAUGUAUCUAAAACUUAUGUCACAGGUCACAUAGAUUGUUGAACUGGGAUUUCUGCCACAGAUUAUCAAAUUGAAUUUAACUUUCUGAAAAUACGCAAAAAGUGGACUUGUGAACACUGUAGCCCGACUAUAUAUCCGUGCUAAUAAAUAUCCGUACUUAAAUGAGUUUUGAUUUAUGUUUUUUAUUUUUUGAAAUUUCUACAAUUUCUUGGCGAGAGUUUCAUUUUCUGCUUAUUGGUGUAUUUAAAAAAUUUUUGUGAGCUCGAAAUAUUGAUAUGAACAAAAGUUUUAUGGUCAAAUACAGUAAACAUUCAAUCCA
This is a messenger RNA of Loa loa (African eye worm), 960 nucleotides long. RefSeq lists its product as hypothetical. The record is from RefSeq and is a predicted model, not a curated record. The transcript has 5 exons. Gene Ontology annotation, cellular component: nucleolus. The coding region runs from base 33 to 542 and encodes 169 amino acids. NCBI's taxonomy places the organism in Eukaryota, Metazoa, Nematoda, Chromadorea, Rhabditida, Onchocercidae. Gene Ontology annotation, biological process: ribosomal large subunit biogenesis.